AAGUAAUUCCUAUCCUCACGUCAUCUACGUACUCCUACAAUUAAGCUAUAUUCUAGGGAAGCAAUCUACAAUUAAGGGAUACAAAUAUUUACAGAUUAUCAUAACUUAAUAUAGAAGAUAUGCUCAAUCAACUUCCUAACAGACUAUUAACAAUGCAUGUUGCUAUAUUCAGCUAUCUUUAUAUUCAUCAAUAUGCAGAAAAGAAUUUCUCAUGAAAAUCAUCUUCAUAUCUCUGUAACAGAACUCUUUGAAAUGGGAUCCUUACAUUAGUUCUAAUUUCAAUGUCUUUUCAAUAUAGAUUAUUUGUUAAGAUGUAUUGUUUCAAAGUUUCUAAUCAUAUACUUGGAAUUCUGUAAUUGCACGUAGAAAUGCUUUGUGGGAGAUUGGGCAUGCUGGUCCUAUAUGGGUUUGAGAAAGCUAAUUAACCAUCAAAAGUGGAGGCAGUCAUAUUUCUUUCUUGCAUCUUUGGUUCUCGGAUUUGCCUGUGUAAUUCAUCAAGUGCAAGAGGCCUCCAAGUACAAGGCCCUUCACUGUCAUCAAAAACAGGAAGUCUUUGUUUGAAGAUUAAGAAGCACAUUACUAAUACAAGUAAGAGGUGUUAUUCUUCUUCACAUCUCAGGCAUUGAAAACUUCCAGAAUGCACAGUAUUAGUUGUGUCAUCUAUGAAGCCAGAUUCCUCUGCUUCAACAAUUCUGUAGACAUGAGGAAGGGGAAUAUGGAUUUUUUGCAUCCAUGUACUGCUAAUAGAGUAACUGAGCGUCCCGGGUUUAAAGAUGAAGUUCUUAUCAACUUCAUUCAUGGUCUUUUGGAUGUAAAGGUGCUUACUCUUGAGGAGCCUGAACGUGGUCUUACCAUCGUCAAGCUAACGCAUGUGGAUGUUCCUGAAGAAGACAGUGCCCAAUAUUUCAGUGGCAGUCCAUCACAUCCAACAGCAAAUGAAGCUUCCACUAACACAAAAGAGACUUCCAAGCAGAUGAACCAAUGGAUGACACUGAUGAAGAUCUCAUGUAAUGAUUGGUUCGAACUUUGAAUGUAUAAUAUUUUGCUAAGAACUAACCAUAUUUGUCAGUUGUAUAUAAACGUCUUCGGUGCAACAUCUUUCUUUUGGUCAAUAGAAUAUCAAAUUUUUGAACUGUAAAAUGUGAAUGAUAAGAUUGGUUAAAACA
This is a messenger RNA of Rosa rugosa (rugosa rose), 1166 nucleotides long. RefSeq lists its product as uncharacterized. Lineage: Eukaryota; Viridiplantae; Streptophyta; Magnoliopsida; Rosales; Rosaceae. Gene Ontology annotation, biological process: mRNA processing. Bases 638 to 1030 code for a protein of 130 amino acids. The transcript has 6 exons. The record is from RefSeq and is a predicted model, not a curated record.